Menidia menidia (Atlantic silverside) is the source of this 2475-nucleotide messenger RNA. The record is from the annotation of a GenBank genome assembly. Lineage: Eukaryota; Metazoa; Chordata; Actinopteri; Atheriniformes; Atherinopsidae.
AUUUUUGGACUCACUGUGUAGCCCACGAAGAAGACUGUUAGCUUCGCCAUGGCGGAAAUAGAGCGACAGUCAGGUUCCACUCCUAAAGAUGAAGUGCCUGAAGUUACAUACAACAUCGCCUACAUGAUCCCCAAGAAAGAAAUCAGCAUGGUACCUGAUAUGGGAAAAUGGAAACGAUCUCAAGCCUAUGCAGACUACAUAGGCUUUAUUCUGACACUGAAUGAAGCCGUUAAGGGAAGAAAACUCACAUGUGAAUACAAAGUGUCCGAGACCGUUGAGAAGCUACUUAUUCUUUUGGCGACUUUGGACCAAUGGAUAGACGAGACUCCUCCCAUCGACCAGCCUUCGCGUUUCGGCAACAAGGCCUACAGAACCUGGUUCGCCAAACUAGAUGAGGAGGCGGAGGCCUUGGUUUCUGCCGUGCUCCCGUCUGAUAAAAGUGCUGCGGCUGCUGAGAUAGCAGUCUACCUGAAGGAAUCUGUGGGGAACUCCACCAGAAUAGACUAUGGGACAGGCCACGAAGCAGCUUUUGCAUCUUUUCUCUGCUGUCUCUGUAAGGUUGGCUGCCUCACGGUAGACGAUCAGCUGGCUAUCGUCUUCAAGGUUUUCCACAAGUAUCUCUCAGUUAUGCGAAAGCUACAGAAGACCUACAGAAUGGAGCCAGCUGGAAGUCAAGGUGUUUGGGGACUUGAUGACUUCCAGUUUCUACCCUUCAUCUGGGGAAGCUCUCAGUUUAUAGAUCACCCAACGCUGGAACCCCGGCAUUUUAUCAAUGAAAGGGUGGUAAACGAGCACCACCAGGACUACAUGUUCCUGGAGUGCAUCAAAUUCAUAAACGAGAUGAAGACCGGUCCCUUUGCCGAGCACUCCAACCAGCUGUGGAACAUCAGUGCUGUUCCAUCAUGGUCCAAAGUUAACCAAGGCCUCAUUAAAAUGUACAAGGCAGAGUGUUUGGAGAAGUUCCCUGUAAUCCAACAUUUCAAAUUCGGCAGCCUGCUGUCCAUCCAACCAAAGCCUUGAUACGACGCACUCGGAGGAAACUACCAAAAUCCCCGACCAUUUCUACCAACCACACUCCCGUUCGGUCAGCAUCCGUGUUAACUAAUGCAGCAGUAGACGAUAUAGCAGCGUGUCUACCGUAUAUUUCACACGCGGUCAUCAGUCUGAGGACGAGGCAUGCUGCGGAUGGCAUCUGGAUCUGGAGCAUCUUUGAAUUUUUCCUUUUUUUUUUUCUUUUUUGGCGAUGUUUCUGUAAUGGUCCGGAGGCUUUAUGAGAGAAAUGGUGGGAUUUCUGUACUUAUUUCCCUUUCUGUGGGUGUUUGGAUCCUUCAGCUAACCAGUAUUAAAAUCAAGUUUUAUAGGUUUUUUUUUCUUUUUUUUUUGCUAUCGAUGCCAAAUGUUUGACACACACACACAUCUACACAUCUAUCUGUCCAUCCCCACAUAUAUAUAUAUAUAUAUGGACAUCUCUCUAGAUGUCCAUAUAUGGACAUCUCUCAGUGCUUACCUUACUGAGUAAAACUACCCAUUAGCUUCAUUCUUGUAAGCACUUUUAAUUUGAAAUAUAAUGUGGUUGUUCAUUGAUUGUUACUCUUUCAAUUGUUCUUUCUAAACAGAAAUAUCAUUUUUUGCUCCCUCUGAAAAGGAAUCCACAGUGUGUUCACAUAAGAUCAUGGCAUUUAGUUUAUUAUUUAAUAAGACCAAAGGGGCCCCUGUCUUGUGAUCAAGGAAACUUAUUCUGCACAUUUUCUUCUGCUUAUGCCAUGUGUCAAAAAGAUUUAGUUUAUCAUACAGUUCAGAAUAUGUCCACCUUUAACAGCAACUAUUUAAAAACAUUUUUUUUUUCUGUAUGACAUGAUCAAUUUCUUAUAUAGUUUUGGAAGAAUUUUGACCCAAUCUUGUUUACAAGUUUGUUGGAUAUAGGAGUCCCUCCAUUUAAUUUGAAAGAAGAAGGGGAUGAACCCUGGGGGCGGAUUAGCAAGUCUACUUUACAGUACUUUACAAUGUGAAUGAAGAUUUCUGUAAAUAGAUGUGGUCAUCAAGAGUAGGGGAACUCCAAUUGAAAUUUACAACUUUUUUUUCUUCUUUUUUUUUUUUAACUUUCUACUGCUGCAGUCUGUGUAGAUCUGGUGGAAUUCCCCCGGCCUAAAGAAUGCUAAAAUAGCACAUCCCUCCAAAGGCAACAGAGAGACUUAACACAAAUGUUGUUCAUUCAGAAUGUCAGCUGUGUCUCGUUUCAGAUUAAACCACUACUUGUGCAACCACCGAAUCUCGGUAAAGCUUAAACUUCCCUGUUCACCCCUGCACUCAUUUCAUCCUAAUAAAGACAUGGCGUCGCAGGUCUUUGUGUCUGAUUCUCAAACGUUUAUAGUGCUGGAUAUUACAAAAAUCUUUUAAUAUAUUAGAAAAACGGCGAUUAAAAUAAGAAUAAGAGCAAAGUUCUGUACAGAUACUUAUUUACUAGCAUUUCUUCCA